AUGGCCAGCAAGGCAAAGUCGAGGUGGGCAGACACGGCAGAAGACGCCAAGUUGGAUGCAAGGCUGAAGCAGGAAAAGGAAGAGAAGCGUCGAAAGAAGGCGGAGAGGGCGCGUAGGAUUGAGGCGGACAAACAAACCGCCCUUGCGUCGUCUUCUCGAGGUGCAGAGUCCGGUCGCGGCGACGACGACGAUGCCGGCAGACCGUCCAAACGACGCAGACUCACCCCCGAGGCCCAAGCCAGGGAGACCGUCGCCGCACAAGGAACCGCAACCAGCAAUGGCAACGACCCUACACCGGUAAAGCUCCUGCGGUUCGAGGACACGAGGACUUGGGGCAAAAGUCGCAGCGUCGACAACUACGACAAGCUCAACGACAUCGAAGAAGGCACAUACGGCUGGGUCGCAAGGGGGGCAGAGCGUGCGACUGGGAAAAUCGUGGCCCUCAAGAGACUGAAGCUGGAGCCUUCGGAUCGAAACGGUCUGCCGGUGACGGGGCUCAGAGAGAUCCAGAUCCUGCAGGACUGCAAGCACCGCAACGUCGUGCGCCUAGAGGAGGUUGUCGUCGGCGAGGACACUUCCAAGCUGGACAACUCCAUAUUCCUCGUCCUCGAGUUCGUCGAGCACGACCUCAAGGGCAUCCUGCAAGACAUGCCCGAGCCCUUCCUCUCCUCCGAGGUCAAGCGGCUGCUGCUCCAACUCACAUCGGGCGUGUCCUAUCUCCACGAGAACUGGAUCCUCCACCGGGACCUCAAAACAUCCAACCUCCUCCUGAACAACCGCGGCCUGCUCAAGAUUGCCGACUUUGGCAUGGCCCGCUACGUCGGCGAUCCACCCCCCAGACUGACCCAACUCGUCGUCACCCUGUGGUACCGCGCUCCCGAACUGCUCCUGGGAACAAAGACGUACGAUGCAGCAGUCGACAUGUGGAGCGUCGGCUGCAUAUUCGGCGAGCUCAUCACGUGCGAGCCCCUGCUCCAGGGCUCCAACGAGGUCGAUCAAAUGUCCAAGAUUUUCGAGCUGUGCGGCGUGCCGACCGAGGAAUCCUGGCCCGGGUUCCGGACGCUUCCCAACGCGAGGAGCCUUCAGCUCCCCAAGAACGCCCUCACCACCGGGUCCGUGGUGCGCGCGCGGUUCCCCAGCAUGACCGCCGCCGGGGCGAGCCUCUUGAACGACUUGUUGGCUCUGAACCCAGGCCGGCGGCCGUCGGCAAGCGAGAUGCUCGACCACGAGUACUUCCGGCAGGAUCCUAAACCAAAGCCCGAGAGCAUGUUCCCGACGUUCCCCAGCAAGGCAGGCCAGGAGCGGAGACGUCGACAUGAGCCGAAUGCGCCCGUCAGAGGACAAGCAGUCGCCCUGGGAGACGUUGACCUGAGCGGCAUCUUCCAGGGACGGGACAAGGAAGCGCGUGGAGCUGGCUUCACACUGCGGAUGGUGUGA
Messenger RNA from Metarhizium album ARSEF 1941, 1437 nucleotides. RefSeq names its product cyclin-dependent kinase G-1. The record is from RefSeq and is a predicted model, not a curated record. The transcript has 2 exons. Gene Ontology annotation, cellular component: nucleus. Bases 1 to 1437 code for a protein of 478 amino acids. Gene Ontology annotation, biological process: protein phosphorylation; regulation of mitotic cell cycle. Gene Ontology annotation, molecular function: cyclin-dependent protein serine/threonine kinase activity; ATP binding. Lineage: Eukaryota; Fungi; Ascomycota; Sordariomycetes; Hypocreales; Clavicipitaceae.